CUCCACGCAAGGACUAGCACAUACAAAAGUGUGAACUGAGCAUAAGAGGGCCGUCUUCAGAACAUCUCCCUCUCACCGGCCGUACUCUCACGUCCCUGAUCCGAUAAAGUAGCAGUAUUUCAACACAUAUAGUGACAUACUAGUAUCAACCUGUAUUUUUUGAUCUUCAUCCCUUGAAUAUCAGUAUCUCUUCAGAAUUCCAAGAUGGCCCAAGGCAGACUGAACAAAGCUGCUGUAAAGAUAUUCAUUCGUAUGCUUGGAGAGAAAGAUGUCUUAUCUACCAUGGACCCUGAAGGCCUUGUUUGGCUUGAGGGACGACUCCUAAGUGUCGACGAAGCAAAGAACAUUGCCGUUCUCUUUGACUCGACGGGUAAAGCCAGAAUAGACUACAGCAGUGUUAGGAAGCUUCGGUCACAAAAAGAUGGUCUUAUCUCAGCUGAUUCUUAUGUGAUGAUCGUGGGUAAGGUGGAGUCCUAUCCCCCGGACCCUCUCAUCAAGGCGAUCAAGAUUUCACCCAUCAGCAGUUCCGAGGUCGAGGAGGUCAUGUGGGGAAUGGAGGUGGAGGACCAACACAGGGAGGUCUACAGGAAGCGGUACCAGAAACGGAUCAAGAAGUAUGGAGAUCCCAUGGCCCUCUGUCCACUUGGUUACUAGGAUCGAAGGAAUGGACCACUUCUUUGGACUUGGCUUACAGAGAGAGAGAGAGAGAGAGAUGGGACAACAUCUUUCCAAUCGAUCAGGAAUAUGGAGUAAUCCUGCAAAAGGUAAAGGAACUUUAGCAAACUCGUCUAGGUCCACAAGGAUCCUCUAAAAGAAGGAACGAUUCUAAGUUGAGACUAGUCACUAGUCCUGUCUUUAAUACAGGUAUCACAUGGACCAAUGGAGUAGAUCUGCGAAAGGUGAAGGAACUUUAGCAAACUCAUUGUCUAGGUCCACAAGGAUCCUCCAGAAGAAGGAAAGGUUCUAAGUUGGGACUAGUCACUAGUCCUGUCUUACAAGUAUCCCAUGGACCAGUUAUAUGGAGUAUUCCUACAAGAGGAGAGACUUCAACCGACACUUUGACCAGUAAUCUAGUGCAGUCCUAGACAUGGAGGAUAGACUUGAACUCCCCCAUGGAUCUUUCAUGUCUGGUAGUCCAAUACGAAAAAGUUAAGCUACAUCAUGGACUAGGACCAUGUCGAUCGUACAAGAAAAUACUUUUAACUAUACAUUUCUAUGAAGCAUUCCUGCAGGAAGAGGAGAGACUUAAUCCUGUUGGCUAGUUUCAUGGAGUAGUCUUACGAGAGGAAGAGGCUUAAACUUUCCAAUAGGUUGGAGCUAUGGAGAAGUUUUUUUUUUAGUCUAACAAAAGAUAGAGAAACAGAGACUCUUACUGCAUAUGCCCUUCUGAUAAUGGUAGUGUUAUUGCCUUGUAAAACUGAUUUGCCCUUAUAGCUUUUUCUGAUUGUCUUCUAGAGUUCUAGUGUAGAAAAUUGUAGAAUGUAGAUUAGUGACAUGGAAAUGC
Lytechinus variegatus (green sea urchin) is the source of this 1504-nucleotide messenger RNA. RefSeq names its product recQ-mediated genome instability protein 2-like. Gene Ontology annotation, biological process: regulation of sister chromatid segregation; maintenance of rDNA; negative regulation of double-strand break repair via homologous recombination. Lineage: Eukaryota; Metazoa; Echinodermata; Echinoidea; Temnopleuroida; Toxopneustidae. The record is from RefSeq and is a predicted model, not a curated record. The transcript is spliced from 4 exons. Bases 205 to 654 code for a protein of 149 amino acids. Gene Ontology annotation, cellular component: cytosol; nuclear speck.